Messenger RNA from Lampris incognitus (smalleye Pacific opah), 1297 nucleotides. It is a transcript of the gene gnb3a, whose product is annotated as guanine nucleotide binding protein (G protein), beta polypeptide 3a. The record is from RefSeq and is a predicted model, not a curated record. Gene Ontology annotation, molecular function: protein binding; signaling receptor complex adaptor activity. Gene Ontology annotation, biological process: G protein-coupled receptor signaling pathway. Bases 275 to 1297 code for a protein of 340 amino acids. NCBI's taxonomy places the organism in Eukaryota, Metazoa, Chordata, Actinopteri, Lampriformes, Lampridae. The transcript is spliced from 9 exons. Gene Ontology annotation, cellular component: cytoplasm; heterotrimeric G-protein complex.
GAGUGAGCGGCGGAGGAACUGUGUAUAAUACAAAAAGUGAAUGAACAGGGCAGACAGACAGAGAGAGAGAGAGAGAGAGAGAGAGAGAGAGGGAGGGAGAGAGAGAGAGAGAGGGUGGUAAACUGAAGAUAUAAACAUAUGACAACCAUAAAAAAGGGACCACUGGAGGAAGUGCGAAAGCCGUCUAGCAGAAAACCCUCAUAGGAUCCCCCAGCAUUGGACUCCAUCGUCUCUACCUGUCUGCAUCCGGUGACGGCGCCUAGCGACCACGGCCAUGGGUGAAAUGGAGCAAUUGCGAAAGGAGGCGGACAGUCUGAAAGAUCAAAUCACUGCAGCCCGUAAGGCCGUGAAUGACACCACGCUGCAGGAGGCAGCGGUUGGGAUAGCAGUGGUCGGGCGAGUCCAGCUGAAGACCAGGAAGACACUGAGGGGCCACCUCGCCAAGAUCUAUGCCAUGCACUGGUCCACCGACUCCAAGUUGUGCGUCAGUGCUUCGCAGGAUGGCAAACUUAUAGUCUGGGACAGCCUCACAACCAAUAAGGUGAACGCCAUCCCUCUGAAGUCGUCGUGGGUGAUGACUUGCGCCUACGCACCCUCGGGGAACAUGGUGGCUUGCGGGGGCCUGGACAACAUGUGCUCCAUCUACAAUCUCAAGGGCAAAGAUGGCAACGUCAAGGUCAUGCGUGAGCUAGCCGCACACACAGGUUACCUGUCCUGCUGUCGUUUCCUUAGUGACAGUGAGAUCAUCACCAGCUCAGGUGACUGCACUUGUGUGCUGUGGGACAUCGAGACAGGGACACAAAAGACCGUCUUCGCAGGCCACCUGGGAGACUGUAUGUCCCUGGCUGUGUCUCCAGACUUCAAGAUGUUCAUCUCGGGGGCCUGUGAUUUCACGGCCAAACUGUGGGACAUUCGGGAGGCCACAUGCAGACAGACUUUCGGAGGCCACGAGAGUGACAUCAACGCGAUUGGGUUCUUCCCCAAUGGUAAUGCGGUGAUAACGGGAUCUGAUGAUGCCACCUGUAAGCUGUACGACCUGCGGGCUGACCAGGAGCUCAUCACCUACCAGGACUCCAGCAUCAUGUGUGGGGUGACCUCGCUGGCCCCCUCCUUGUCUGGACGCCUGAUAAUGGCCGGCUAUGACGAUUUCAGCGUCAACAUCUGGGACACGCUGAAGUCUGAGAGAGUGGGAGUUUUGGCCGGUCACGACAACAGGGUGAGCUGCAUCGGCGUGUCUACCGACGGGAUGGCGUGCUGCACGGGGUCUUGGGACAGCUUCCUGAAGAUAUGGAAUUGA